Molecule: messenger RNA, 1518 nt
Organism: Physcomitrium patens
Lineage: Eukaryota; Viridiplantae; Streptophyta; Bryopsida; Funariales; Funariaceae
Biological process (GO): response to heat; regulation of abscisic acid biosynthetic process
Source: RefSeq, a predicted model, not a curated record
GUCGCCCCGGCUUCCCGUGCGGCCAAGUACUAAACGAGCUGCAUUGCCUAUUAUGCUGUAGCAAAUUUGCGUUUCUCGCUGCACAUCGUAUUGGAAUUGUGCUUGUUGGGUCUUCUCUAAGCUUCUCCGCAGAUUUUUAGAGCCUCUCUAAGUCCAUUUUUCAGCACUCGAAGAUGGAUUUUCUUAUGAAUGCAGCGAAGAUUGCUCAAGAUGUGAAAGGUGAUGGGAAGAAGAAGGAAGGGGGAGAGUCAGGGGGGUUUGGUGAUAUGUUGGGUGGGUUCAUGGGCGGAGGUGAGAAGCAGAAGCCGAAGCCCAGGCGAGAUGACGGAGAGUACGACGAGGAGAGGCCUCACGGGAGCAGAUACGGUGAUGAUGAAGCGCCUCAUAAAAGCCAGUCUGGAAGCGCAGGGCACAAGAAACCAUCGACCGGCGAGCUUUUUAGCAGUGCCCAGGUCUUGUACCAAGCUGCAUCCGGCGGGAAAGUUGAUCAAGGCAAGCUUGCAGGGGCUGCGUCCGACUUGCUCGAUGGAUUGUCAAUGUAUGGAGGAGAGAAGUCCCCCUAUUCUGCAUAUGCGCAGCAGGCUAGUUCCUAUCUAGACGGCUACGGAAACAAGCACGAGGCUCCAGGUGCCCACGGUUCGGCGAAACCCCACAGUGGUCGUGGUCAGUCAAGUGGUGAGGACGAAGACUAUCAUCCUUCCAAACCCCGACCCUCGAAGUACGAUGAUGAAGAGUCUGAGUCUCGGCCAACCAAGCCCCGUCCUUCACGACAUGAUGACGAAGACUCAGAAUCUCGUCCAGCAAAACCUCGUCCUUCACAAUAUGAUAACGAAGACUCAGAAUCUCGUCCAGCUAAACCUCGUCCUUCGCACUACGAUGAUGAAAACUCAGAAUCUCGUCCAGCUAAACCUCGUCCUUCACACUAUGAUGAUGAAGACUCAGAAUCUCGUCCAGCUAAACCUCGUCCUUCACAAUAUGAUGAUGGAGACUCAGAGUCUCGCCCUUCCAGGCCCCGACCUUCCAAGUAUGAGUCCGAGGAAUCUGAGUACGGUGGCCGACCGUCGCAGCGCGAGGAAGAGCAUGGAGGUAACCGUCGGCCUCAGAAAUCCCUAUAUGGCGAUGAAGGAUAUGGCUCCAGGACUGAUAACAACCAGGAGGAGGAAUCAGAGAAGCCCAAGAAGUCCUGGUAUGAUUAGAGUGAUGUCACAAAACGAUGUCCUUCAUCAGGAAUGUACACAUUGUUUCUCGUCUAGCUGCGUGGAAGGGGUUGGUUCUUGAGAUGUGACCCGACAAGCCUUGUAUGCAAUAUUCUACCUUUUUCAAUGUCCGAAUAACCGUUGUAUAAAUGGAUCUGAUCAUUCAAAUCAUAUUGAAUCAUCACACAUGACCACUGGUCGUGUGCUACAUUUAUUUCUCUUAGAUGUGAAAUUGAACCCGGAUAUUGUGGCUAGUAAUUUGUUUCGAGCAGAGAAAUCAUCCUCUGGUGAAACUUCGUGCACUUGCGAGAAGUUAAUUUCA